Molecule: messenger RNA, 1782 nt
Organism: Amborella trichopoda
Lineage: Eukaryota; Viridiplantae; Streptophyta; Magnoliopsida; Amborellales; Amborellaceae
Source: RefSeq, a predicted model, not a curated record
UUCCUAGUGCGUGGAAGAAAUGGCCGAGAGAGAGAGAGAUUGUGGUUUUGCGGUUGGGCUGCUCUGGCACUCUUCAUACGCCUGCUUCUCAAUCCCAUUUCUCUUUCCUUCACCUCUCGUCCUGAGAUUGCAUCCCCUCUCACUAGUAUCCGUCGAUUGGCAGAAGGUCAAUGGUUAAAACAAUCAUCAUUUUCUCCUUAUGCAGGAUCUAUGUACCAUGGUUCACCUUUGUUACUACCGGUUCUAGGCCCACUGACUGUGAGUAGAACUGGAGGAGUCCCAAGUCACAUUUUACUGAGUUUGGUGUUAGUGACUGUAGAUGCUAUCUCUGCGAUGCUUAUUCGCGCAACUGGGCAAAAACUUCAAGCAGCAUAUAGCAGGAGCUUGGGUUUGCUAAACCUUUCCAGACCAAUUGAGACUUCAGGCACUCUGGAUUCCGGAGAUGUUGCUGCUCUUAUAUAUUUACUUAAUCCUUUGACAAUAGCUGCUUGUGCGGGUUCCUCAACAUCAUCUAUUGAGAACUUGAUGAUUCUAUUGACUGUCUAUGGGGCUUGUGCAGGGCUGUGUACCUCCCUUGGCAGCUUUGGAUGGGUCAUUGCAACACAUUUAUCUGUUUAUUCAAUGAUGCUUGUCAUACCCAUUAUUCUCUUAUUAGGGUAUGGGCUGGACACACCUCCAAAGAAACUGUUCAAGACAGUUGAAAAGCAGAAGAAAUCAGAUGCACAGGAAAGUUCUAUGUCAAAGCCUAUAAAAAAUUCAUUGUGUGAAUGGAACACUCUGCAAGAUCAAUUGGUCCUUUCUUUUUCAUGGAGACCAAUUAUGCACUUUAUGUUAUGGGCAGGGUUCUGGUCAUUGUACGUACUGGGCUUGUGCAGUGUUUCCCUUAAAGGUCAUGGUGGUUUGCGAGAGAUGUUCAACAAAACAUAUGGGUUUAUUCUUAAUGUGGAGGAUCUAUCCCCAAAUUUAGGUGUCUUUUGGUACUUCUUUGCAGAAGUCUUUGACUAUUUUAGAGUUUUCUUCCUAUUGGUAUUCCAUGCAAAUAUAUUGUUCAUGAUAUCGCCACUGUUCAUUCGUCUUAAUCAUCGACCAUGCUUCCUUGCAUUUGUGUACAUUGCAAUCUCUUCAAUACUGAAGUCUUAUUCUUCUGUAAUUGGUGCUUCUGCUCUUUACCUUGGAAUGAUGGGAUUGUUUAUUCAUGAAUUAGCAGGAAUGCGCUUCUCACUUUUUCUCUUAAGUGGAUACAUUGGGGUUUCUCUCCUUAGCCCUGUCAUGCAUAACCUUUGGAUAUGGAGGGGUACUGGCAAUGCGAACUUCUAUUUUGCAACAGCUCUUGCCUAUGCUUGCUUUCAGAUCCUUCUUGUCAUAGAGAGUGUGGGCACUGUGUUGGACCAUGACAGGACAUCGAAACAACAGCGUAAUUCAAAGACCAGUACAUGAUUGUUCUUGUCAAGGAAGGACGUUGGGUCCAUUGUAAAAUAUUUGAACAAUCAGUUUUUGGGGACAUGAAGACUGUUGGUUAUGGUAGAGAUUAGAGAGAGAGAGAGAGAGAGAGAGAGAGAGAGAGAGAUUCAGCUGGAAUAUUUCUAUUUAUGUGAAAUUCCAACCCAGGCAAUGAUGGUUACACUGCCGAGCAGGGGGGGGUUGUUGGAAAAUGUAGUAUUCAGAAGGAAUAUUUCUAUUCAUUUGAAAUCUGAGCGGUGGCAAUAUGAUGGUUUCUGUGUACAGUAAAUCUCAAUGUUUCUUUGAGUCGCCAAUUCAAAUAUCCAAAAUGUUAUCACAAGA